GAAGCUUGCAGAUCUGAUUCUCAAGGGUCUUUGUGCCAUGGAUGAAAAUGGGAUCAUUACUUUUGAUCCUCUGCACACGUCACUGACUCCCACCUCCAGCUGAUCCACGGGUUAUAAGUACCUAUGAAUCGUCUUGCAGAUUGUAGGCAAGAUUACCUACAAGGGCCAGCCAAAGCCAAGCUCCUGAUUACCCGCCCCCCAUCUCUCCUUUUACUCAGCUUCAUUGCAUCAUGACCAAAGCACCUCUCUUGCUGCUAUGUGUUGCCCUGGUGCUAACUGGGCAUGUGCAUGGAGCCACACUGAGAAAUGAAGACAAGUGGAAGCCACUCAGCAACCCCAGAAAUCGUGAUCUGUUUUUCAGAAGCCUUCAGGCAUAUUUUAAGGGCAGAGGUCUUGAUCUUGGGAGGUUUCCAAAUACUUUCUCCAUGAACGAGAAUCCCAGACCUCUCUCUUUCCAGCCAGAACUGAUAGCUGCUGCGUUUGCAGACUAUGAAGAACAGAAAAAUUCCUUUCCCAAUUACCUCAAAGGCUGAAAGUUUCCUCUGAGCUCAGGAGUCAAGGCCAUUUUAAAACCACAGAAGCAGCUUCUCUUUAGAACUAUUCCACCAUGGUCAUGGCUAAACUUUUGCGUGUUAUUUCUCCUUCAUGCUUAUUAGUCAAUUUGUAAUGAUUUUAUUCUACAUGCCCAUAUUUAUAUAUAAAUAUUUGGACCUUUGUGAUGUAUGUGACUUAUGCGCAUAUUUUGGAGUGUUUUUUCCCUUCUAUUAUCAUAUUGAUGUAGGGCACUGCAUGUAUUUAUAGGACUUACAAAACAUGAAAAAAAAAAGACAUCAUAGGUUCAAAGAGAUAAUAAUCUUCCAAAUUAGAUAUUUUCCUUAAAAACUCACAGUCUUAGUUUCAUAUCAAAUGAGAGUACGUCGAAAUGGAAGCAAGCAGAUAUGGGAUUCUAGGAGGUACCAAGGUCUCUGGAAGAUGCUCUCAUGCUAAUAUAUUCGGAGACUGACAUUGUGUUAAAUCAAAUAUUCUAGCUACACUCAGUCUUCAGUCUGUGGAACACAACCUCCUCAAGAAGAGAGAGGAGAAACAGGAGGAUUUCUAUUCUUUUCCAACCAACCUCCUCUCCUCAUCAUAGUGUGUUCUAAAUUAUUCUAAUUCCCAUAUGCUCAUUUGGAAUGACUACCUGUGCUAUAUCAUUAUGGAUAGUUACAUCAUUUUCUCUGUGAUUCCUGCAAAAGAAACACUGUACUAGAAUAUGAACAUCAAUGUCCUAACAAUGUUAAUCUGUAUGUUCCAAAAUAGUUUUAGUGGGUUUUUGUGGAUUGU
Messenger RNA from Marmota monax (woodchuck), 1323 nucleotides. RefSeq names its product chromosome unknown C2orf66 homolog (gene CUNH2orf66). The transcript is spliced from 4 exons. Lineage: Eukaryota; Metazoa; Chordata; Mammalia; Rodentia; Sciuridae. Bases 231 to 533 code for a protein of 100 amino acids. The record is from RefSeq and is a predicted model, not a curated record.